This is a messenger RNA of Xyrauchen texanus (razorback sucker), 1105 nucleotides long. Its product is annotated as small nuclear ribonucleoprotein Sm D1. Bases 106 to 465 code for a protein of 119 amino acids. Gene Ontology annotation, molecular function: RNA binding. Gene Ontology annotation, cellular component: commitment complex; precatalytic spliceosome; U4 snRNP. The record is from RefSeq and is a predicted model, not a curated record. Gene Ontology annotation, biological process: RNA processing; spliceosomal snRNP assembly. Lineage: Eukaryota; Metazoa; Chordata; Actinopteri; Cypriniformes; Catostomidae. The transcript has 4 exons.
UAAUAUCCCGCAUCUCUCCAGUAGCGACCGACGCUUCUUUGUCGUUUAGCGCUACAGAUUUUUCUCUUUCGGGUGGAGGAUUUACCCUUAAAAUCCACCGCAAGCAUGAAACUCGUCAGGUUUUUGAUGAAAUUGAGUCAUGAAACAGUGACUAUUGAACUGAAGAAUGGCACACAGGUCCAUGGCACGAUAACUGGUGUGGAUGUCAGUAUGAACACUCACCUCAAAGCUGUGAAGAUGACACUUAAAAACAGAGAGCCGACUCAACUUGAGUCCCUUAGUAUCCGUGGAAACAACAUCCGCUAUUUCAUCCUGCCCGACAGUCUUCCUUUGGACACACUGCUGGUUGACAUUGAACCCAAGGUUAAGUCAAAGAAGAGAGAGGCUGUGGCUGCUCGUGGCCGAGGAAGAGGGCGGGGUCGUGGCAGAGGAAGAGGGCGUGGCCGGGGAGGGCCCAGGAGAUAAAUCUCUGAAGCCACUAUACAUUUUUUCACUUUGUACAGCAUUUUUGUUUUUUGUUCGUUCUUGCUUUAGAAAGUACUUUGCGAUUUAAGUUUAUAAUUUUUUCCCCCCCAUUUUGUACAUUUAAAAAAUGCCUUCAUUUUGAAAACAGUUUUGAGACUUUUGUUUGUAAGUGCUGAACUGUAUGUGGCAAAUUAUGCAGAUCUGUGUGUCUGGUUAUUUUUCUAGAUUGUUUCAAUAAAGUGAUCCUUCAAAAUCUCCACUUGUUGAAGGAAUAUUCCCUCUUAUUUAAAGUGGGUCGUGUGUUGGACAUAAGAAGUCAUGUUCCCUAAUGCCCAGCAAACACUGAACGUUCCCCUAACGUUAGCGUAUGGUUCUCGUUUGGGUUUUUUUGAGGACCAAUUCCUAACAUUAUGGGAACCUUUCUUUGUUUUAUUUUUAUAAAUUUAAACGCCACUGCAACGCUAUGAUAACUUGUGUAUUUUAAGGUUUUAUUUUUCGUUUACAUUUUUCAUAAUUUUAUUAUUUUUCAUUAAUGUUGCAGAGAGGUUGAUGGACAACAAUGACUGACAUUAGUGAAGUACAUGUUUAAUUAAAUGUAGAAGUAAAUAUCAGUGUUUGGGACUUGACAGACUUGUCUGCC